CAAUGGAGGCGCGACGCGCGGGCCGCGUCCCCGCGCUGCUGCUGUGCCUGGGUUGCCAUCUUCUCCAAGCAGUUUUCGGCACCACCGUGAUUCCUUCAUGCAUCCCAGGAGAAUCCGAAGAUAACUGUACAGCUUUAGUUCAGACAGAAGACAAUCCACGUGUGGCUCAAGUGUCAAUAACAAAGUGUGGCUCUGACAUGAAUGGCUUCUGUUUGCAUGGACAGUGCAUCUACCUGGUGGACAUGAGUGAAAAUUAUUGCAGGUGUGAAGUGGGUUACACUGGGGUCCGCUGCGAGCACUUCUUUUUAACCGUCCAACAGCCCUUGAGCAAAGAAUAUGUCGCUUUGACUGUGAUUCUCGUUUUCUUGUUUCUCGUCAUCGUUGCCGGUUCCAUAUACUACUUCUGCAGAUGGUACAGAAAUCAAAAGAGUAAAGAACCAAAGAAGGAAUACGAAAGGGUGACGUCAGGGGAUCCAGCAUUGCCACAAGUCUGAAUGCUGCCAUCCAGCUAUGGGCAGGGAUGCGCAGCGUGCCUGAUUAUGUUAAUAUUCCUAUUUUAUUAAUAAUAUUUAUGUUGGAUCAUGUGUUAAGUCAACAAUGGUGCAUUUUUAAUAUACUUGGAAAAGUUUUUUAUUUUUGUUUUAUU
This is a messenger RNA of Lynx canadensis (Canada lynx), 646 nucleotides long. RefSeq names its product epiregulin (gene EREG). Gene Ontology annotation, biological process: epidermal growth factor receptor signaling pathway; positive regulation of cell population proliferation; positive regulation of mitotic nuclear division. The transcript is spliced from 5 exons. NCBI's taxonomy places the organism in Eukaryota, Metazoa, Chordata, Mammalia, Carnivora, Felidae. The record is from RefSeq and is a predicted model, not a curated record. Bases 3 to 494 code for a protein of 163 amino acids.